AUGUUCGAUGAGACGGCCCCGUGCCAACAGCGCCCAUCGCCUGGACUGUCUAUCGACUCGAGUAAUAACGAUGAUAGAACCCGGACAAUUCUCAGGAGUUCAGGCCUAUUGUUAGAUUAUCGGGCCGAAACCUGCACCCGACCUGCUAAGUUGCUGGUGCCCCGGUCUCAUCUCAGCCCGAGAUAUCGAAAAUACCCUGCAUGCAGUGUCAUCGUUUCAUCGUGUGUCCGUGGCCUUCCAAUACUUGGUAGAUCGAUCUCCUGUGCUCUCAUGGCGUUUGCCCAAACGGUUACUGUGCACAUUCUUAUGGGGAGGAUUGCGAUGUUGAGCAUCUUUCAAGCAACAGACGGUGAAGAUUUUAACUUGAUCUGA
Molecule: messenger RNA, 372 nt
Organism: Histoplasma capsulatum G186AR
Lineage: Eukaryota; Fungi; Ascomycota; Eurotiomycetes; Onygenales; Ajellomycetaceae
Exons: 2
Coding region: 1-372 (123 amino acids)
Source: RefSeq, a predicted model, not a curated record